GGCAGAGGCACAGGCUCCCUAGAAGAUGGGCGACUGGGGUUUUCUGGAGAAACUUCUGGACCAAGUCCAGGAACACUCGACGGUGAUCGGGAAGAUCUGGCUCACUGUGCUCUUCAUCUUCCGCAUCCUCAUCCUGGGCUUGGCGGGGGAGUCCGUGUGGGGGGACGAGCAGUCGGAUUUCGUGUGUAACACCAAGCAGCCAGGCUGCACCAACGUCUGCUACGACAAAGCCUUCCCCAUCUCCCACAUCCGCUACUGGGUGCUCCAGUUCCUCUUCGUCAGCACCCCAACCCUGAUUUACCUCGGCCACGUUGUCUAUCUCUCUCGGAAGGAGGAGAAGUUGAAGCAGCAGGAGACUGAUCUUCGGGCUAUCCACAGUAAAGACCCAAAAGUUGAGCAGGCUCUGGCAGCUGUGGAGAAGAAGAUGUCCAAGAUCUACAUGACAGAGGAUGGACGGCUCAAGAUCCGAGGGGCACUGAUGUGGACGUAUAUCAUGAGUGUGAUCUGCAAGAGCAUCUUUGAGGCAGGUUUCCUAGUUGGCCAGUGGUACCUGUAUGGUUUCUCCAUGGUGCCCCGUUAUGUGUGCAAGAGGGACCCCUGUCCCCAUCAGGUGGAUUGCUUCAUCUCCCGCCCCACCGAGAAGAGCAUCUUCAUCAUCUUCAUGUUUUUUUUGAACCUCCUGGAGCUCUUCCACCUCUGCUGCAAGAGCCUAUUUAGCAACAUCAAGAAGGCAUCGAGGGCAGGUGCCCUGAACAAGGACACUUUUGCCGACGACGUGGUCUCGGGUCCCUACGCACCCAAGCACUACCCAUUCCUGCCCAUGGCUGAGAGCCACAUGCCAUCCUACCAGACCUACAACAAGCUCUCCAGCGAGCAGAACUGGGCAAACUACCACAACGAGGAGAACCUGGCACUGGGCAGUGGCAGCAGGCCCCUGUCAGACCCCUACGCCCCCCCGGCUGCCGAAGCCUCUGCCCCGGAGGAGAAGCUGUGCAGCCGUCCCGGGAGCUCAGCCUCCAAGAAGCAAUAUGUGUAG
Acanthisitta chloris (rifleman) is the source of this 1036-nucleotide messenger RNA. RefSeq names its product gap junction protein, alpha 4, 37kDa (gene GJA4). Gene Ontology annotation, biological process: cell communication. Gene Ontology annotation, cellular component: connexin complex. Bases 26 to 1036 code for a protein of 336 amino acids. NCBI's taxonomy places the organism in Eukaryota, Metazoa, Chordata, Aves, Passeriformes, Acanthisittidae. The transcript has a single exon. The record is from RefSeq and is a predicted model, not a curated record.